AUGGUCCGCGACCUUAUAUGGCCUGUAUAUGACACCCGGGACAAUACGGGUACAGUACAGGCCAUACUCAACACAGCGCUAGCAAUUAGACCAGGUAGUGAUCACUACGAGGUGGACGAGAUGAACGCAUAUGUCGUUGGUGCGGCGGAGUCUGACUUGGCGUCUGAGUCCGAGCUGGCACCCGCUGACCCCGAUGAGAACUUUGCUACAAUGGGCGAAGUCAAGCGGAUGAUGGCAGAUAUUGAGGAGAAAGCUAAAAGGGAGAAGGAGGAGCUCGUUCGCAGACACGAGGAGGCUGUCAACACUUGGAAGAGGAAGUACGAGGACCUGCUGGCGGAAAACAAAAAGCAUAAUGACUUGAGGGCAAGAUAUGUCGAAUUGAUAGAGAAGCAUGAGGAGCUGAUGGCUAUGGUCUUGAGGGAGAAAGACGCCCUGCCCCUGCUCCCGCUCCUGCUCCCGUCGUUGCGCCCGCCGAGCCUGCUCCUGUUACGCAAGACCAACAAUAAUCUGCGAUAUAGCGGUGAUAGGAUAUCCGUAUCCAAUACGACAGGCCGUUCGGCGCGAAGACAGUUGGCCAAUUCGAGUAGAAGUGGAUUACAAUCCGAUGCUGGCGCCGGAGACGCGGUGGGAGCGGCGGUAACUCAGAUAGAGGCUCAGGCGCAAACCGUCAGGAAUGCCAUCGCCAACCUAUGUGGACAGGAUGGCAUCCACCUCCCCAGAAUCCUGGACUAUCACCGCACUUGGACCGAGGAAACCGGCACGAAAGGAUAUGUGACUGCUUCCAAAAAUACACCAACUCCAGCCAAAGCCUUCUACCAACACUGCUUGACAUUCUUUGCAGACGACGACAUGGAGGACUCUUUCAUCACCGCCCAGCGCGGUGAGAACCCCAUUUUGGCCAAUUUGCAAGCAUUGGCCACAGUCGAUGCCCAGAACAGCUCCCAGGUCAAGCGACGCAAGACCAAGUCAGGCUCUUUCAAGAGGAAGAAAUCAGGCAUCAUUGCAGAUUCGGAGGAGGAGGAUGAAGAUGAUAAUGAGGAGAAUGUUAAGAAGGAUGAAGGUGGGCAUACAAUUCGAACGCACUUACUGCAAGUCGUCGGCCUCCCCGAGUUGCGAAUGCUCAUCGAUUACGAUAUCCUCCACCCCGGAUCUCACGAAGUGGCCGAGGUCCACCAUCUUGCUUGGGCUUUAGGCCGCAUAUAUGCUCUUCGACCAGGCAGCAUCGGCUGGUCUGGUAUGCACGACAACGACCGGCGGAACAUCAUCAUUAAGGAGAGAUACCUGGGCGACCCGGUCCUCCUACAAUCCAAGGCUAAAGGGGAUGAGAUUGUAUCAGACAAAUCCGUCAGUGCGCACUCACUGACACUCUACCUCAAAGACCGAGGGAUGAAACUCGGUUUCCUAGAAACCAUCACGUUUUACUCGCUGAGACGAAGGAGUGCCAACGAAUUCGCCGGACACAAAAGAGUUGGCAUCAAGAGUGCCAGAGCGCUGCUGAACCAUGAUCCAGAAACCCGGACACUGGAAAGAUACUACAUCGAUCCGAUACGGACACCGGACGUUUCGGCCAUCGCCCUAGGCGAAGAGGAGAACCAAGACCGCAUGGCAACCAGAGAGGCCGAGCUGGCGCUUAACGUCUUGCGUAGAGGUAAUGAUGAAGCCAGGGCAGUAUUUGGCCCGCUCCUGAACGCAACCAUGAACGAAUUCACGGAACAAGACGAAUCAUACCCACAACAGCCAAACCCGGCGGAGCUUCGAAACCAUAAGCGGCGGAUAAGAUGGGCUGCGGUCCAUAGUCUGUUCAACGAAGCUCCCCGAAGACAGGUCGAGGACAUGAAAGUGGACGAUGAGCAAAAAACGAAUUAA
Molecule: messenger RNA, 1866 nt
Organism: Neurospora hispaniola
Lineage: Eukaryota; Fungi; Ascomycota; Sordariomycetes; Sordariales; Sordariaceae
Exons: 6
Coding region: 1-1866 (621 amino acids)
Source: RefSeq, a predicted model, not a curated record